Pseudozyma hubeiensis SY62 is the source of this 3576-nucleotide messenger RNA. RefSeq lists its product as hypothetical. The coding region runs from base 1 to 3576 and encodes 1191 amino acids. Gene Ontology annotation, cellular component: cytosol. Gene Ontology annotation, biological process: tRNA processing; proteolysis. The record is from RefSeq and is a predicted model, not a curated record. Gene Ontology annotation, molecular function: zinc ion binding; metallopeptidase activity; aminopeptidase activity. The transcript has 2 exons. NCBI's taxonomy places the organism in Eukaryota, Fungi, Basidiomycota, Ustilaginomycetes, Ustilaginales, Ustilaginaceae.
AUGACUUGGACCCCGCCGAACCCCGCAUCCGUCGGUGCUCCCGCCUUGCGUGUGCCAGAGGAUAUCCACACCCACGCAAAGCCAGCCGAAUACAAGCCGGUCCACUUGCAUCUCGACUGGAACAUCGACUGGGAUGCCCGUACCAUCUCCGGUCGCGUGUCCCACAUCAUCGAGCUCAUCAAACCCGGACUCACUUCCAUCAUUCUCGAUGCGAGCUACCUCAAGAUCCAUUCCGUACACGUCGAGGGAAACAGCGUCGACUACAGCCUCGGCACGCAGCACGGCACCCUCGGCGCCCCUCUGGAAAUUCCGAUCCCUUCCUCCAUCAGCAACAAGGGCGACAAAGUCCACAUCGACAUCGAAUACACCACCACCGAGCGCUGCACCGCUUUGGGCUGGCUCACACGCGAGCAGACCGCUGGCAAAACCAACCCUUUCCUCUACUCGCAAUGCCAGGCCAUUCACUGCCGUUCGCUUGUCCCUUGCAUCGACUCCCCCUCCCACAAAAUCACCUACACAGCCACCGUCAACUCGCGCAUUCCCGUCCUCAUGUCUGCACUCAAGGACGAUGACAAGCCGGACUCACCAGGUACCUACCACUUCAAGCAACCUGUCGGCAUCCCUUCCUACCUCAUCGCCAUCGUCGGAGGCGAUCUCGAGUUCCGCAAGCUCGGCGAGCGCACCGGUAUCUGGGCCGAGCCACCCAACGCCGAUGCCGUCCAGUGGGAAUUUGAGGCCGAUGCAGAGCGCUUCCUUGAGCACGCAGAAAAGGUCAUCUCACCCUACUCAUGGACACGCUACGACUCGGUCGUGCUUCCCCCUUCCUUCCCCUACGGAGGUAUGGAGAACGCAAAUUUGACCACGCUGACCCCUUCGCUCGUUUGCGGCGACCGAAGCUUGACCGACGUCUUGCUUCACGAGCUGUGCCACUCCUGGUCUGGCAACCUCACCUCGUGCGCCAACUGGACCCACUUCUGGCUCAACGAGGGCUGGACAGUCUACCUCGAGCGUCUCCUGCUUCAGGAUGUUCACGGUCCCAAGGAUGGUCCUGCUCAUCGUGGUUUCUCUUACAUCAUUGGCUCCAAGGCCCUCAAGGAUGCCCUUGUGCAGUUCACGGAUACUCCUCGCUUCCAGCGUCUCAUCCCCGCCUUCAAGGGCGGAGAAGACCCUGACGAUGCGUUCAGCUCCAUUCCCUACGAGAAGGGCUCCAACUUCCUCCUCUACCUCGAGCGCACCGUCGGCGGCCUCGACAACUUCCUCCCUUACGCCAAGAGCUACUUCCAUGCCUUCUACAACCGGUCCGUCACCACGCAAGAGUGGCGCGAGCACCUCUUCAAGUUCUUCGAGACCAACGCAGAGGCCACCGCUGCACUUCACAAGGUCGACUGGGAUGCCUGGUUCCACGGCGAAGGCCUCGAGCUACCGGUCGAGAUGGAAUAUGACACCACGUUGGCCGAACAGGCUUUCUCGCUCGCUGGCCGCUGGAUCCAGGUGAUCGACGGUCACACGACGCUCGAGAGCGCCAAGUUUGGUCCCACCGAUAUCAAGGGCUGGAACGCUAACCAGGUGGUCGUCUUCCUCGAGCGCCUUCACUCUGGCCCCAAGGUUCCGCUGGCCAUCACGCAGAAGCUGGACGAGGUUUACGAGUUCAGCAAGGCGAGCAACGGUGAAGUGCUGCUCCGCUUCUUCGAGGUCGCGCUCGAGGUCAAGGGCGGCAAAUACGCGCAGCAGGCCGCUGAGUGGGUCAAGGGUCAGGGCAGGAUGAAGUUCUGUAGGACCGUCUACCGAGCUUUGAACAAGGUCGAGCCCGAGCUGGCGAAGAAGACGUUCCUCGACAACAAAAGUUUCUACCAUCCCAUUGCCGCGGCACAGAUCGAAAAGGAUCUUGCGUUGACCGAUUCCAAAUCUUUGGCACCCGCACCCGGGGUGAUCACCAUCUUUGGCAGCACGGGAACGGGCAAGACCAAGCUUUCGGUUGAACUGUCGCUCGCCAUCGCGUCGGAUCCGGCCCGAUUCGGCGAUUGCAAGGGAGCAGAAGUUAUCUCUUGUGAUAGCAUGCAGAUCUACCGUGGACUGGAUAUCAUUACGAACAAGGCGACGGUGGAGGAGAUGAAGGGGGUUCGGCAUCAUUUGAUCGGAUUUGUCGAUCCGCAGAAGGAACCGGAGGGGGGCAGUUAUGAUGUGACGAGGUUUGUGAGUGAUACGAAUGCGAUCGUGGAGGAGUUGAGCGGCAGGGGAAAGGUGGGCGUUGUGUGUGGGGGGACGAGUUAUUAUUUGCAGCAUUUGAUGUUUCCGGGAAGACUGAUUGCGGGCAAGGCGGAGGUUGAGGGUGAGGUGGAUUUGACGGAGGAUCUGGCGUAUCAGGGAUUGGACGAGGAACAGAAGGAUCUGUUGGAUCAGGUCGAGGCGCGGAACAGUGGCAAACUUGAUUUGGCAGCUAGGGCAGCGGUGGAUCCGACGUUGUCGACGAAACUCUGGCAAAUCCUCGACCGGCUGGAUCCGAGCAUGGCGGCUAGAUGGCAUCAUCGUGAUGCACGAAAGAUUGCCAAUUCGCUACGAGUCUACAAGGAGACUGGUCGACCACACUCCUACUGGAUUGCUCAACAAGAUUCCCGUUCAUCCUCCUCCACCGCCGCUACUUCUUCUGCACCUAUCGAAGCAACCGGAGUCAGCACCCAACGCAAGCUCCUCUUCUGGCUAUGGUGUGAUCCGCCCACCCUCCGUCAACGCCUUGACUCACGGGUGGACGACAUGGUCCGCCGCGGUCUCGAAUCCGAGGUCGUCGAAAUGCGAUCCAUCGCACGCAACAUACUCAACGAUGUGGUCAACUAUCAAUCUGGCAUCUUCCAGACCAUAGGAUAUCGACAAUUUGCCGACUACAUUGAUCGACUCUCCUCGCUCACUUCCUCCUCUUGUCGACAAAAGGCAUUCGAUAAAGCUGUGGAAGAUACCAAGACGUCGACUCGGCAGUAUGCGAAGUCCCAGAUGAAGUGGGUGCAGAACAAGCUGAUCCCUGAAGUGCGGCGCGCACAAGCUGCUGUUGGGGAAGGCGGCGAGGUGGAACUGUAUCUCUUGGAUGCGACGGAUGUUGACCAGUGGGACGGAAAGGUUCUCGCUCCAGCAUUGGAUAUUGCAAGUCGCUUCUUGACGGGAAAGGACCUGCCGAAUCCGGAAACGAUCUCGAAUCCGGUUGCUGCGAAAGAGUAUCUCUUCGGAGGAAGAAGCGCCAACCAAGCACUGACGAAACUCGGUCCAGCAAACCCGGACAAGGGCGAAGGUGAACGGACGAUCGAAGCCAACAAGCUCUACACUUGUCAGGUGUGUACGUUCGACCCUUCCCACCCUGUCCGCGUCAGAGAAGUCGAUCAAGAAACCCACACAAAGGGUCGACACCAUCGAAACAACGUCAAGCGCAGGACAUCAAACGCAGACAAGGAAGCAGCCAUUAGGGAAAAGAUUGAAAAGGGAGAACGAGUCAGAGCCGCAAGACUGGCGUUGAAGGAAGAAGAGGCUGCGAAAAAGGCGCUGUCAAAGCAGGCGAACAAUGAACAGCGGCAGGAAGAGGAAGAGGUGUGA